UUUCUAACCCCUGUUCUGAUUGGGUGGAUCAAGUGUCAAUCAAAGCGUUAGCUACGUCCCCUUUCUAAACGUAAAACCACAGAGGAAAAACUGCAACGGGGCUAAACAUAGGGGGAAAGUGUUACAAAUCGUUUUUACAAUAUCAGUGAUUUAAUCGGCUUUUUUAAUCGUACGUUUUAAAGAAGACCCUUUUUCCCUGCUUUUCGACAUCUUUUUUUCUCUGUUUGGUGCGGCCGUGUGGGGAUGGAUGAGAUGCGGCCUAGCAGCGGAGCAGCAGCGCACCUCGGCCUCGCCUCGAUCUUUCCCCCGGGAUUGCAGGCCAUUUAUGGGGAAUGCAGGCGUCUGUAUCCCGAUCAGGCGAACCCGCUGCAAGUCACAGCCAUUGUGAAGUAUUGGUUAGGGGGUCCAGAUCCUCUGGACUACAUUAGUAUGUACAGAAACGUGGGAUGUCCCGGACAAGAUGUACCAGAACACUGGCACUAUGUCAGCCUGGGUCUGAGUGACUUGUAUGGGGACAACAGAGUUCAUGAAUUCACAGGUCAAGAGGGCCCAAGUGGUUUUGGUUUUGAGCUCACAUUUCGCCUGAAGAGAGAAGCAGGAGAGACGGCACCCCCUACCUGGCCAGCUGAGCUCAUGCAAGGCCUGGCUAGAUACGUGUUUCAAUCAGAAAACACAUUCUGUAGCGGCGAUCACAUUUCGUGGCACAGUCCGUUGGACAACAGCGAGUCUAGGAUCCAGCAUAUGCUACUCACAGAGGACCCUCAGAUGCAGCCCGUGCAGACCCCCUUUGGUCACAUCAGCUUCCUUCAGAUUGUGGGUGUUUGCACAGAGGAGCUGCAGGCAGCGCAGCAGUGGAACGGUCAAGGCAUUCUGGACCUGCUGAGAGGAGUGCACAUUGCUGGGGGUCCAUGGUUAAUCACUGACAUGAGAAGAGGGGAAACUAUAUUUGAAAUUGAUCCACACUUGCAAGAUCGAGUGGAUAAGGGCAUAGAGACGGACGGCUCUAACCUGAGCGGGGUCAGUGCCAAGUGUGCCUGGGAUGACUUGAGCCGACCUCCCGAGGAUGAGGACGACAGCAGGAGCAUUUGCAUUGGGUCACAGCCACGCAGGCUGUCCGACAAAGACACUGAACAGAUUAGAGAAGCCCUGAGGAAAGGACUGGAGAUUAACAGCAAGUCUGUCCUGCCUCCCAUCAGCAGUCAGAGGCACAGUCACGACCGGCCACAACAAUCAGUUGGACAUUUCCAGACCCAGCAGAUAUCAAGGAGCCGUAAGGACAGUCUAGAGAGCGAGAGUUCGGCUGCUAUUGUCCCUCAUGAGUUGGUGCGAACACGACAGCUGGAAAGCGUGCAUCUGAAGUUCAACCAGGAGUCUGGGACUCUUCUCCCACUGUGCCUCAGGGGUCGUCUGCUUCAUGGCCGACAUUUCACAUAUAAAAGCAUUAAUGGAGACACGGCAAUCACCUUCGUGUCAACUGGGGUAGAAGGGGCCUUUGCCACAGAAGAGCAUCCAUAUGCUGCUCAUGGACCAUGGUUACAGAUACUACUUACUGAGGAGUUUGUGGAGCAGAUGCUAGCUGACGUUCAGGAUUUGAGUCCCCGUGAAGUGUCUAAGCUGCCGAAGGAGUACAGCUGGCCCAAUAAGAAGCUAAAGAUCUCUGUCCUGCCAGACACAGUGUUUGACAGCCCACUGCAAUAAGACUGGGAGCACACUGUCCCUGAUUACAAACCCACAUCUACAGAAAGAAGCUCAACUCUUUUGCCAGGCUCAUCUGAAGGAAACAGACAUUCAGACACUUCCCCUUUUCCCAGAGAGCAUCGUAGAUGAUUGCACAUGACAUAGAACAUUUUUUACAUGUACAACAUUUUGUAUUGUCCGUUAUACCACUUGUCUUUGCAUUGGUCUACCUAGUCACUCUUAAGGAAAAAAUGGUGAUUGAUGGUUUUUUGUUUUUCUGGUCUCAGUUUCAAAAAAACAUAUUUUUUGUUGAACGUUUAGCAGCACGAGACAAUGUGCAAGCACCGGUGCCUUUUAUUCACCUUAGAAUGGACUGAAGUUACAUUUUAAAAGAAAACUUGCUUUUCUAAAUACUGCUUGUAAAGUGAAGGAAAGCAUACAAAGCAUGCUUUUAAAGGGUUAGUUCACCCCAAAAUGAAAAUUCUGUCAUUAAUUACUCACCCUCAUGUCGUUCCAAACCCAUUCGUUCAUCUUCGGAACACAAAUGAAGAUCUUUUUGAUUUCCUUCCAUUGACUGCCUUUGUAACUACCCCUUUGACGCUUCAAAAACUUCAUAAAGAAAUCGGAAAACUAAUCCAUAAGAAUCGAGCGGUUUAGUUCAAAUUUUCUGAAGGGAAUUGAUUGCUUGUUAUGGUCGAACAGAUUUAAUUUAGGCUUUUAUUCUAAUGUCAACAUUGAUAACCAGAUGCUCAACCUAACUUGAAUAACGCACAAGAACAAACCUCUUCCGGAAGCUCAAAAGUUCUGCGUGACACACUUGAAUGAACCUAAUUGGUUACACAAAGUUUGAGCAUCCGGAAGAGGUUUGUUCUUGUCCUAUUAAAAAAUUAUCGAUUCUCUUCUGAAAAUUUGAACUAUACCACUUGAUUCUUAUGGAUUAGUUUUCCGAUUUCUUUAUGAAGUUAUUGAAGCAUUCUGUCAUCAAAAAGAUCUUCAUUUGUGUUCCGAAGAUGAACGAAAGUCUUAUGGGU
Cyprinus carpio (common carp) is the source of this 2708-nucleotide messenger RNA. RefSeq names its product suppressor of fused homolog (Drosophila) (gene sufu). Gene Ontology annotation, molecular function: transcription factor binding. NCBI's taxonomy places the organism in Eukaryota, Metazoa, Chordata, Actinopteri, Cypriniformes, Cyprinidae. Gene Ontology annotation, cellular component: cytoplasm; nucleus. The record is from RefSeq and is a predicted model, not a curated record.